UGUGUGUUGUGUGCAUGCCCGUAGUAGCCCUACCGAGCUGACAGCGUCAUCCCGCGCCACAUGACAACUCGAUUUGAUCGUUUCGUCGAAGAAAUGAGGAGCACCUCUACGCGCGUAUGUGCUUAUUGGGUUGUCUGAUGUACGUGGCGCGCGAACAUGUGCGACUGCUGUUUGCGGAAUAGGUCCCUCUAUCUGUAGCGCAGCCUCUGUGACCGUGGGUGCCGUGCACCGCUACCCAGCAACCAGGAUUGUUUACCCCGUACCCCCGCGCCGUGUUUGUCCCCGCGAUACCUACGGCUCGGUGGAGCUUUCAUGUGGAUUUAUCUCAGGAUUAAUAUCAUCAUGUAUCAGUACAGCGAAUCGGCGAUGUCGGCCGGCUACCCGGGCGCCAUUGACAUGCCGACGUCGUCGGCGAUGUACGGAGAUCCGCACGGACAUCGGCAGCACCUUGGCCACGGUCAGCACCUCAACCACACGCCGCACCACUUACCUCACCAUCACCAGUAUCCGAGUCAUGCGAGCAACCACAACCCGGUGUCGCAUAGUGUUAUGGGCAGCGUGCCUGACGUCGAUAAGCGCAGCAAGGACUAUAUCUACGGGCAUCCGCUCUUCCCGCUGCUGGCGCUCAUAUUUGAGAAGUGCGAGCUGGCGACGUGCACCCCGCGGGAGCCGGGAGUCGCCGGCGGCGACGUCUGCUCGUCGGAAUCCUUCAACGAGGACAUCGCCGUCUUCGCUAAACAGAUACGACAAGAGAGACCGUAUUAUACGUCCAACCCCGAAUUGGACACCCUGAUGGUGCAAAACGAUUAGACAAGUUGCUGCGUUUUCA
Molecule: messenger RNA, 829 nt
Organism: Priapulus caudatus
Lineage: Eukaryota; Metazoa; Priapulida; Priapulimorpha; Priapulimorphida; Priapulidae
Product: homeobox protein Meis1-like
Exons: 4
Coding region: 313-810 (165 amino acids)
Source: RefSeq, a predicted model, not a curated record